Molecule: messenger RNA, 2266 nt
Organism: Paramormyrops kingsleyae
Lineage: Eukaryota; Metazoa; Chordata; Actinopteri; Osteoglossiformes; Mormyridae
Gene: hs1bp3
Product: HCLS1 binding protein 3
Molecular function (GO): phosphatidylinositol binding
Source: RefSeq, a predicted model, not a curated record
CGCUUAGGGAGGACGAGGUGCCGGAAAGUGCGUCCUAAACGUGCACGGGGCUGGGAAGUUAAUAGACCUUCAAACGCUUCCGAUACUCCGCCAUUUUCCGGAGCCAGGGCGCCCGCGAUUCGGUGUCCCCCCUCCCCUGUUGACAACCUUUGGCCGCUUUCCCGGCGAGGCGCCCGGCGAGCAUCCCGUGACCGGAUAGGAGGCGUCGGACGGCUGCGCGGCUGUUUGCCGAGCCCGGGGGGAAAUGUACGGUGGUCGGGCAGCGUAAGUGCGUCUGGCUGUGAUCGAGAAGCUGAAAUAAGGGCGAUCGAAGCGGCUACGGGACAAUGCCGGACGGGCUGGUCACCAGCAGGCCUCUCCAGAAUGAGGCCACGGGCAUAGACCUGCUGGUGCCGCUCUUCCAGGAGGUGCGCGGCUCCAUGAUGACCGGCCACGUCGAGUACCAGAUCGUGGUGGUGACGCGCCUCGCCGCCUUCAAGUCGGCCAAGCAUCGGCCAGCAGACGUGGUCCAGUUAAUGGUCUCCAAAAAGUACAGCGAGAUGGAGGAGCUGUACUGCAGGCUGGCUGCACGCUACCCCGCGGUCCCCUUGCCCGCAAUGCCCCGCAAGGCCCUCUUCGUCGGCGAGACGGAAAUCCGCGAGCGCAGGGCUGCCUUCGACGAGCUUGUCAAGUUCCUCUCCAGACACCGAACCCUGGCCACCUGCCCUGAGCUGCUGGGCUUUCUAGGAGCAAAGAUGACUGAGGUGGCAGACAAAACCAGGAACGUCCCUGAGGAGGAGGAGGAGGAGGAGGAGUGGGACAGAGACGGGGUGGAUUUUUUUCAAACAGAGGAGGUUUCCACGGUGGCGCUCACUGCAGGGCCGAAAACGAAACCUGUCACCCCCGUGAUGCCUGCUGAGGAUGAGGAAGAGGAGGAGGUUCUGGACCCACUGGGGAUUUUGCGCUCCAGGAAGCCGAAGAAGGGGCCGGUCGCCGAUGCGGCCAGUCAGCUGGAGAAACCUGCAGCAAAACCUGCAACCAAACCUGCGACGGCCACGUUCUCGCUCUUCGGUGAGGAGGUCGACCCGGAUGAGGACCUGUUCGGGGCAGCGGGGCAGUCAGGAGGGGGCCAGGCUGCCCCUCCUGCCAAGGGCAGCUCGCUGAGGCUGUUUGAAGACCCCGACUUGGGUGGGGCUGUGAAUGUGGGCGACUCCCUGCUUCUGCCGACAGCCUACGAGGUGGGCGGGGCCGGGGGCGGAGCCAAGACGGAUGAGGAUGUAGAAGAGCUCCUCAGGGUGGAGGAUACCUUGGACAAGCUUCUGACAGUAAGCAAAGGGGAGAAACCAGCACUCGGCCCUAAACCCACCCCCAAACCCAAGCCAGCACUGCCCAAAAAGCCCACAUCCCUGUCCCAGAAUAGUGCCGCCCCGGUGGCCGGUCCCGCAUCUGCCCCAGAGGCCAAAAUCCAGACCAUGGAUCAGAUGGACAUCCUGCGAUACAUCCAGCAAAACGAGGCCACUGGUGAUGACCUGGACCUGUUCUGACUGAGAAACUUCUAGAGGAAGAGACUUUUUGGUAGGUUUUAAUCAGAACGUCCUCAGACCUGCCCGGGUGUGGCGGGGGCGGCGCCGAGCAGCUGAAUUUCUAAAUGGACAGAAAUGUCCACGUCCUGCCCAAUCCUUUCAGAACCGAGGCCCAGGAAAGACUUCAGGUUCUUUUCUGAGCGUUGGAGGAAUACACAAUCUUUUGGCUAAAAGCAGAGUAAAACGAAAAGCUCGUUCUCAUGACGACUGAGCUAAAAACAAAUUUUCCGUUUUUAAACCAGUGUGUGUUAUGCAAAAGAGUAACAAUAGAGGUAUUAAUCAUAAAUGAAUAAUGACAGAUUUUUUUCCCUUUUGUGUUCCUCUUUAAAUGCCUGUGAAAUGUUUGCCUCUGUAACCAGUCUCUUUAUAACUCGAGGAAGAGUGGAUAUGAGUCUCUCAGCAGCCUUUAAUCUGUUUGCCGUGGCGACUGGCAGAGCGAAGACUCAAAGAAAAUGGGAAUCUUCCUCCUAACCGUCACGCUGAUCAGACUGUCUCUUUCUGUCCUGUCAAGACUGAGACAAGGCUUGUUUUUACUCGGGGGAAGGAAGUUUUCAGAAAGACUUUGAACGAACCUGUAACACAGAGACCUUAAAUCCCUGACGGGGUUUGGUCAAUGCUGAUGAGCAGGAGCUGUCUGAAGGCCGAUGGUGUGAUUUUUAAAAAAAUUUUUUUGAUGAUCAAUAAAGUUCAAACUGAUUUGAUAA